Messenger RNA from Parnassius mnemosyne (clouded apollo), 810 nucleotides. The record is from the annotation of a GenBank genome assembly. Lineage: Eukaryota; Metazoa; Arthropoda; Insecta; Lepidoptera; Papilionidae.
AUGGGAGACCGCAGAUUAAAAAUUAGAGAGAUAGCCGAGAUUAUAGGCAUCUCUUAUGAACGAACUCAAAACAUCAUUGUCAACGAGUUGGGUUUCCACAAGGUGUCUGCGAGGUGGAUUCCGCGACUGCUAUCAGUUGAACAAAAAAGGACGCGAUUGACUAUUUCACGCGACUGUUUGGAGUUAUUUGAAGCCGAUGCAGAUGAUUUUUUGAAUCGUUUUGUUACUAUGGACGAAACAUGGGUUCAUUACUGUACACCGGAAACAAAACAACAAUCAAAACAGUGGAGAAGACCUGGUUCACCACCCCCUAAAAAGGCUAAGUCGAUUUUGUCGGCAAAUAAGGUGAUGGCUUCAGUAUUCUGGGACUCGAAAGGUGUGAUUAUGAUUGAUUAUCUUGAAAGGGGUCAGAAUAUAAACUCUGAUUACUACUGCACCUUACUACGUCGUUUACGAGAGGAAAUAAAAGAAAAACGUCGAGGAAUGCUCAGAAGAAAAGUCCUGUUUCAUCAAGAUAACGCCCGUGUUCACACGUCAGUACAGUCAAUGGCUGAAAUUCACAACUGUGGCUUUGAACUGUUACCGCAUCCGCCGUAUUCACCUGAUCUGGCACCAUCAGACUUCUUUCUGUUCCCUAACCUAAAAAAGCACUUGGGAGGUCGAAGAUUUUCGACAAACGACGAGGUCAAAGCAGCUGUAGAUGCAUAUUUUGACUCUAAGGAAGAAUCAUUUUUUUUCAACGGUCUAAAUGCUUGGAAGGGGAGGUGGCAAAAGUGUAUUGAACUUGAUGGUGAUUAUGUAGAGAAAUAA